Molecule: messenger RNA, 707 nt
Organism: Malus domestica (apple)
Lineage: Eukaryota; Viridiplantae; Streptophyta; Magnoliopsida; Rosales; Rosaceae
Product: early nodulin-like protein 15
Cellular component (GO): plasma membrane
Molecular function (GO): electron transfer activity
Source: RefSeq, a predicted model, not a curated record
UCGUACAAGAAACAACACGAACACGAGAAUUAAAAGAUGGUUAAAAUCAUGAAUGUGAGUAAUGUGGUUGUCCUUGUUCUAGCAGUGAUUACCACAACAUCGCUACUUGGAGCAGAAGCUGGAGAAUAUACAGUGGGAGAUGAGUUGGGUUGGACUAUUCCUCCUGGUGGCGCUGCUACGUACGAAGCAUGGGCUGCCAAGCAUAGAUUGUCCGUUACUGAUUUUAUAAACUUCAACUUUAAAGUUGGAGAACAAGACUUGGCUAUAGUAACCAAGGAGGAUUACGACGCCUGCAACACGGACAACCCCUUAUUUGUAUUCCAAGAAGGCGGAGAGUUUCAGUUUGUUCAGUCGGACACAUAUUAUUUGACCUGCACCUUCGCCGGCCACUGCACCAAAGGUCAAAAGAUUGCUCUUUAUAUUGCUCCCGCUUUUUCUCCUUCUCCAAGUCCAUCUUCAUAUCCAAGUGAAAAAACUGCUGCUCAACAUGCUAAUGCAGUCAAAUUUGUGUCCAAGAAAGGUCAAGGGCUCAAGAAAUUACUGCCUGUGAUGAUGAAGUCCCUCUAAUUCCUUUAUAGCUAUAUAAAGCUUGGGUCCUAGUUAAUUAUAUGCCCUUUACCAAAAAAAAGUUAAUUAUAUGCCAAGAGGAAUAAUAAUAUUUACGAAUAACAAGAGGUACUUGGUAUUUUGUAGUUGUACCAAGUGCA